This is a messenger RNA of Dendronephthya gigantea, 2260 nucleotides long. RefSeq names its product ankyrin repeat domain-containing protein 60-like. NCBI's taxonomy places the organism in Eukaryota, Metazoa, Cnidaria, Anthozoa, Malacalcyonacea, Nephtheidae. The transcript is spliced from 4 exons. The coding region runs from base 777 to 1565 and encodes 262 amino acids. Gene Ontology annotation, molecular function: protein binding. The record is from RefSeq and is a predicted model, not a curated record.
ACUUUAUUUACUCCAUUAUUUGCUAUAAAAGAAACAGUUAUAAAAAUAAUUUCCCUUUAGAAAAAAAUUUCUACAAGACACUUUUACAUCAAUUCCCAAAUGUUUUGCGACUGAUGCGAAAUAGCAGGGGGGGGGAGACAACCUUAAUCCUACAGAGAGGAAGUUCUGAGUUGUCAUUAUAAAAGGGAAAUCUGACGGAAGAGAGAAGAUCCGAAGACCAUUUAUAGAAAUUGAUAUGAUCAAGACAAUUUUCAGGUGAAAAACUCUAUUGUCAUUCUUUUUGAGUCUUAGAAGAGUUGGAAAACUACUGAAUAAAGAAGCCAGUGUUUAUAUAAUUGGCGUCCCUUUGAUUUCUUCAUAAUAAUAUUCUGUAAUUAUUAAUGCAUGAUAUUAACUUAAUGAGACCUACCAAAACGGAACAAGGAUAUUUUGUUUAAGGAGUUUUCGACUCCAAAAAUAGGGUUUCUGCCGAAAUGACAAAUAAGUAUUUACGAGAAGAGAUAUAAAAACCAAUUUGUACAUUGCGAGUGGAAACUACGUACUAUUACGUUCGUGCAGCUGUAGAGAAAAUCAACUGAGGAAUGUUAAUUGACAUUUGAUCGAUUGGUCAAACCACGGUCCACGAGACUACAAACUUUUGUAGUUUAACUACUCUGUAGAGAAAAUAUGGCAGCUACACUACUACAACUUGACAUCGAAAAGUAGCCUCUUUGAAAUUAAUUUCAUUUUUAUACAAUUACAUGACGUAACACUUUGCGCAUUAAAUUUAUGCCAUCAUGACUUCAAGAAAAAUGGAAAAGCCCCGAAAUUUUAUUAUAUUUCUGAGAGUCAGUCUGUCUAAAGAAAAGUAUGCAGUCGAGGUAUCUGCUGACAUCACAGUAUUUGAGUUGAAAGACAGAGCUGAAGAGAAAACUGGCAUCCCACGACAGAUUCAAAGGCUACGAUAUAUUGACGAGUGCGACAUGGAGGAUUAUGCUAAAUUAUCUUUUUAUCAUAUCACACCAAAUGCUGUAGUGAAAAUGUGUUUUUGGCCGGAAUGGAGACCUCUGCUUAGAGCUGCAUGCAAAGGAGACCUUCAAGCCGUGCUUAACUGUGGUAUAAGCUCACGGAAGUUAUCUGAAGCAGCACCACCUGUCACGUACCGAAUUGAACCCAGUACAAAAGACAAAGGUUCAGUAGCUCUGUUUAUUGCCUCCCAUCGAGGACACAAUCAAAUAGUUCAAGCUCUGAUGAACGAAAACGUGCGCGCAUUUGAACCUCAACCUUCAGACAGGACACCUCUGUUGAUGGCGGCUAAGAAUUCCAGAGUUGAAACGGUUGACUUGCUUUUAGGGCGAACACGUUGUGUUGCUCGCUCGAACCAAUACGAUACCGUUCGAGAAAGGACCUUACAAUCGUUGGUCGCCUUACUGGAGAAGAAAGGAGCGUGUAAGAAACUCUGGUUUACCAUGAACCAAGCUAAGUUGAACAAAGUAAAGAGAGAAAGUCAUCCUAGUUAUCGUUUGCUGAGACAACAUCAAAUGCACGACUCAAGAACACCUGUCUGGAUGAAAGGUGGGUGUUGAGGUGUAGGAAGCACAUUUUAGCUCGAGGGCAUUAACUUUAAUUUUAGGGCAUUUGCCUGACGAAAAGGGCAUUUAAAGUUGCAUCGUAUUCAGUAUAUACUAUUAAAAUAAUUUGGAUAAAUAAUUUAGUCCUGCUAUGCCAAUACUUUGGUGUUGACAAUGAAAAAAAUAAUAUCUGCAUAGCAAGACUAAGGUUUUCACCACUACUAGCGGCAGUUUUCGCGCAAAGCGACAUUUGGGACUGAUUAAACGGGCGCUUUUUCUCGGCUAAAUGCGAAAUAUUUCGCCUGUUUUUUUUGAAUUGUGACCACUUGAAUUAAUCAGUACGUUCUGCUUGAUCGCUCAGAGUUCGAAAAAAGACGACAAAAUAUUUCGCGGCAAUUCGCUUUAAAAUAUCGCCCGUGGCCGUGGAAUCAGAGCUUUUUACUUUCGUUCAGACUUCAGAGAUCCAAAUGCAACCAAUUCAACAAAUUAUUGGUUCCGGCUCAUUCACACAAUUUUGAGCCACGAAAAAAGAGAAUUUCAGUUAUAACAGUCUAUUCAGUCUAUUUCACUAUAGCAAGAUUAAAUCAAAGGUCUCAAUGAGACGACUCACGGAUGCACGAAUAGCCGAUUAAUUGGCUAGUAGAUAACCAGAUAAACAAGUUUUUAAUACUAAGCGCGCAAAGCAGGUUGGUCGAGUUAAUGGCACUAAA